UUUGCAAACUCUAAGCUCUCCUGAUUCAAAAAAGGAAUCCUCCACUAACUCACCAACAAGAGAGUUGCAAUGCAGGCAGGGAUUAACUUGGGGACAGCUGUGUCAAGAGGAUUGUAUCAACCAGCAACAAUCUUUAUGGGCCGCCAAAUGUCAGCCAUCUCAAGCGCUGGAGAUGUUAGUACAGAGCAGAAAUCUCCCCAACCCACGAAGAACUUCAGAACAAUUCUUGACCCACGUUCACAGCAACAGACAGCCCAGAGCAGUGAUGUGACAGACAGCUAUGUAGUCUGCACUAAUAGUGGCACACAGUGCUUAAAUAAGUCUGACAAAAUAGAUGGAAGGACAUCUCUUCAGAUUGGUGAGAAAACGCCAGUCACAGCCAGCCCAUUGUCUGAGGAGGAACAGACUCAUUGCUUGGAGAUAGGAAGCAACUCACGUCACGGCAAGAGUAAUUUAUUUGAAAGCAAAAAGUCUGCUGAACUCCAUUCCCUGUUACGGGGAAGAUUACGUCCAGGGAGCAGAACCACUGAUUUAAAGUGUGACAGUUCCAGCAGAUCAGGGGCAUCAGAGGGAGAAAUACUGACACGGGAACAUAUUGAAGUCAAGGAAGACAGUGCCAGACUACCAGUCGCUCCGAUAUCAGUCUCAGAAUACUGUGCAUCUGAAAAUCAUCCUCCUCACGGGGACCCCGAGGCACAGAAGCCCUUCAGGAAAAUGCAGCAACAGCAGGAAGAGGAAAGUCUGAGCAGCAGCAGUGACCUCACAGUUGCCGUAAGUGAAGAUGGUCUGAUUUUAGAGAGUCCAGAACCACAGCCAAAUCCGAAUGACAAGAUGGAGGGAGAAGAUGGAAUAGAGGCCUUAAAAUUAAUCCACUCUGAGCAAGAAAGAGGUGCCAUAUCCACCGAAAAACAUAAUUGUAUUUUGCAAACUCUAAGCUCUCCUGAUUCAAAAAAGGAAUCCUCCACUAACUCACCAACAAGAGAGCUCUAUAAUCACAGUGACAUUCUGAAAGAAGACCUUGAAGCCUGUGGAACAGCUGUCCUUCACCAGCCUCCGAGACUCUUCCCUGGAGGUGGCAGCCAUGAAAAGCAAGUCAGAUCUGAACAAGCGUCAGCCUCAGGCUUAUUGAGGGCACAGUUGGGUCAGCACAUGGCCACCUUGAAAGAACGUGAUAAUUCUAUCACAGAAGAGGUAGCUAAGAAGUCUGAAGUUUCAGUCAAAAACGUGGACCAGAGGACAGGGUUGGCUGUGAUAAAAUCUGUGCCCACCUCCCUGCCCAGGACACAUGAGGCGAUAUGGGCAGCAGCGUUAUUGAAAAAAGCCCCUACAGAAGAGUGUGACGAUAGUUCGGCCGUUCACAGUAAUGAAUCAUCUUGCAGCUUGCCAUCUAUUCUGAAUGACAGUAGUGGAAUAAAGGAAGCGAAACCCACUCUAUGGCUCAACAGUGUUCUUACAAGGGAACAAGACGUUUCAAGUGGCUGCGGAGACGAGAGCAAGGAAGAGAGCAUGGCAGCAAAGAUUCCAAUCACAGAAACAAAAGCCUACCAGUUGCUGAAGUGGUCUACCCUUCAGGAUAAUACAAAUCAAACUGAAGACAGGUUCCAAAAGGCAGAUGCUUCUGCAUCACAACUGUCAGGUGACUGCCAGUUAAGAAUCAGACUUGAAGCAGAAACAUCCAAGGCUGAAGUCACCCAGGGGGCAGAGGUCAAGGAUUGCCCUGCACGCUGAUAGCAUCAUGGGAACAGUCUGGUUCCCCUGGC
This is a messenger RNA of Diceros bicornis minor, 1760 nucleotides long. RefSeq names its product centrosomal protein kizuna-like. Gene Ontology annotation, cellular component: centrosome. The record is from RefSeq and is a predicted model, not a curated record. Gene Ontology annotation, biological process: spindle organization. NCBI's taxonomy places the organism in Eukaryota, Metazoa, Chordata, Mammalia, Perissodactyla, Rhinocerotidae.